CUUUUUCCCUACUCCUCGUACUAUACUCAAUUUGGAUUCAUGAACAUCGAGAAUCUUUUGGAGUCGCAAGGGCCUCUCGAUGUUGCACUUCUCGAUACGGCGGUCGAAGCGUUUUAUACUGGGGAAUCUACAAUGCAAAAACAAGCUGAGCGCGUUCUCACUACUUUUCAACACCUUCCUGAUGUCUGGCAACAUGUACCUACUAUCCUAGAAACUUCUCAGAAUUUACGUACCAAAUUUCUCGCGUUACGAAUUCUUGACGACUUUAUUACUGUUCGAUGGCAUACGGUCCCUUUGGAUACUCGACUAAGUAUUCGAAACUAUAUUGUACAAUUGGUGAUCACGAUUUCAUGUACUCCAAAUUUGAACGCGUUGGAACGGAUAUUGAUGGCAAAGUUAAAUACUGUCUUGGUGCAAAUAAUCAAGAAGGAUUGGCCACAGAACUGGCCUGACCUGAUUUCUGAACUUGUGGCGUCCAGUCAAACAAACCUCUCUUUAUGCGAAAACAAUAUGCGGAUAUUGAAAUUACUUAGUGAAGAAAUUUUUGAUUAUUCCAAGGAUCAGUUGACGAUGGCAAGAAGUCAUAAAUUACAGUCUCGUAUGAAAGAUGAAGUUGUCAUGAUACUUGGUCUUUGUCAACAGGUACUUACAAGCAAGACGGCUCCAUCUACUCUUAUACAAGCAACACUGGAAACUGUCUCUCGCCUUCUUAGUUGGAUACCACACAAGUUUAUUUCAGAAACUCAACUUGUCCCUACUCUUAUAUCAUUGUUACCCGAAAACCGACUUUUAGUGAUGGAAUGCUUUACAACGAUUGUGGGUUUGCCUCUAUCUUUGGAUUCCGGACAAAUGAAGCCACUCCCGGUUGGUAUAUAUACUGCUGUCAUUGAUUAUAUUCAAAAAGUAUUACCGAUACAUCAAGAUGUUACUAUUUUAUAUCAGGAUGAUGGCAGUCCCGCUCAAUUAUUUAUCUAUCAAUCUACACUUUUCUUUACAACCAUCUUAUCCAAACAUGUUUCCACUUUGUAUUCCUUUUGUGAUCCUUCUCUUAUACAGGUGGCGCAUACCUAUCUACUUCGUUUUUCACAAAUCAAUGACCUUGAAGUUUGGAAAACAUGCUUAGAAUAUUGGGAAGAACUUACCACUAGACAUGUCGAUAUUCUUUGCAAGAACUUACAAUCUUUGAUGGCUGAUCUGCGACAAUUGAUAUUAGAACAUAUGCUACCACCUGAUGAGGUACUCCUCGUUGAAGAUGAUGAAGGUGAAGUGACCAAGGAAUAUAUCAAAGGAAGUGAUACAUUUGUUAUAUUUCAAUCUAUGGGAAAAGUACUAUCUAAUUUGACACAGUUGGAUACACAAGGAACCAUUACUUUCCUCCAAGGCAAACUUAUAUCUUUGACACAAUCAAAACAAUGGACUUUGAUGGAUAUGAAUAAACUUUGUUGGGCUAUUGGGUCAAUUUCUGGUUCUAUGGACGAACAUGUUGAAAACAGCUUCUUGUCACUUGUAUUGGAAAAUCUGAUACAGCUUUUGAAUGAUCCGCUAUCAUCCUCAUCCAUGGUCACAUCUGAGGCUUCCUAUAUGAUUGUUUCUUGUUUGGUGUAUAUUGGAACACGUUAUAUACGAUUUUCGGAUACUCAUCCUAUUUUUUUGAAUCUGAUUCUGACAAGGUUACUCCAAUAUAUGCACGAUCCUCUUCCUGUUGUGCGGGAUAUGGCUUGUGAAUCUUUUAUGAAGAUAUGUCAAGGAUGUCCAAGUACACUAGCCAACACAAAACUAGGUGAUUUUGAAUUUCCCAUUCUAUGGAUUGUCAUACGUGAUAUCAACAGUGGUCAUUUGGAUCUUGAUAUAUCUCAGAUGGAACUUGUAUAUGGUGGCGUUAGCCGUUUGAUUGCCGCUCUGCCCAGUAAGGAUGAACAAAAUCAAGCAUUCGACGCAUUAUUGAACACUUCUAUAAAGAACUUAUCUCAAGAUUGGGAAACCUUUAAGCUGGAAAAUGGAGCGACCACGAUCGAUAGAUUGAAAUCACUUUGGCGGAUACUCAGAUUAAAUUAUGUAGUUGCUAGUCAACAAAGAUCUCGAUAUCAGCAAAUUCUCCAUCGGUUCCUUGGUAUAUUUAUCCAUAUUUAUCAAGCGAUAAGUUUAUUUAUGCGAUCAACAGAUAGUUCUAAUGACCCGAUAGAAAAAAGAUGGUGCAAAAAAAUCAAACAGGAAAUCAUACAAUUGAUCAAAGUGACUUUUACACCAAACGAUGACCAAACAAACGAAGGAGAUGCUGAUGACGGGACAGUGAUGAUUACUUUGGAUUCUUCUUUACUGUAUCAACUAGUACAGGUGAUAUUGGAUGAUUAUCGUGCUCUUGGGGAGAGUUCUGAAGCUAUGAUUCUGUCUUUGGUUCAAUCGCUCAUCAUUAACCUGAAGGUUUUAUGGCCUCAACUCCUGGGUACUAUUUUGGAAAAAUUGUUUGAGCCUACUUUGAUGAUGAUCAAACAAAAUUUCAGUGAUUUCCCAGAUCAUCGAUUAGGGUUUUACAAUUUGCUACUCUCCAUGUCUCAUCGGUAUUUAUUAGAUUUUCUUCACCUACCACCAACGUUAUUGUCAAUUCUUGUUGACAGUAUGUUAUGGGGUAUCAAGCAUACCAAUCGUGAUAUCUCCGAACUGGCGUUACAAACUUGUUACAAUUGGAUCAACUUUGUUAGUGAAGUUGAGGAUGAGGACUUAGCAAGUGAUUUUUACAAAGCUUAUUAUCUACGUAUUUUGACUGACUUGUUAACAGUGACUGUGGACCCAGAUUAUGAAAGUGGACUUGAUUUAAAUAGUCAAAUCUUGGCACGAAUGCUUGAACUGGUACAAAAUGGUGACAUCUAUACCCAAGUCUUUGAUACUUCGUCUGUUGCCAAUCCUUUGAUGUCCAAUACUACCUUUUUACAAGAUUAUGUUCAAUCAUUCUUCAUGCAUUCUUUUCCUUUGUUACAAAAGGAUCAAAUUACGGUGCUGGUGAUGGGAAUGUUUGAAUACAGCGGAGAUCAUGACCGCUUCAAGACCGAUUUAUAUGACUUUCUUCUCGACAUUCGACAGGUAGAUGAUAUUGAUGCUGGAAAUCAACGUCAACAAGAGGAACAAGACGCAGAAUUGGAAUUAUUACGUUAUAUGUAAUUUUAGCUUUAGUUAGUUUUAUGAUCAUUUUGUUAUAAAAUAAAAGAUGUACGUUCCUGAUUUGGAUGAUUGUAUCUUUUUUUUUUUUAUGAUGAUGAGAAA
Messenger RNA from Halteromyces radiatus, 3258 nucleotides. RefSeq names its product armadillo-type protein. Gene Ontology annotation, molecular function: nuclear export signal receptor activity; small GTPase binding. Lineage: Eukaryota; Fungi; Mucoromycota; Mucoromycetes; Mucorales; Cunninghamellaceae. Gene Ontology annotation, biological process: protein export from nucleus; ribosomal large subunit export from nucleus; ribosomal small subunit export from nucleus. The record is from RefSeq and is a predicted model, not a curated record. Gene Ontology annotation, cellular component: nucleus; cytoplasm. The coding region runs from base 40 to 3156 and encodes 1038 amino acids. The transcript has 19 exons.